AACAAACACACAUACACACACAUUACCCAAAGGCAAAGAAAGAAAGAAGAAAGUCCCUCGCCUUCCUUGGAACUUGUUGGCAAUGCUUGGCGUGGAGCAGACCCUCGCCUUCCCUCCUGCCCCACUUUAAGGAGAAAAGGAAAGAAGGAAAGAAGGAAAGGGUCCGAAAGAUCUGCAGCCGCAAAUGGUUCUACUAAAUAUAGGAUGGGACUUAAGUUGAACGGCAGAUACGUUUCUCUGGUCCUUGCUGUGCAACUAGCGUCCCUGGUGCAGGCGGUCAGAGCGGCGGGGAAGUGCGAUGCGGUCUUUAAGGGCUUCUCGGACUGUGUGCUCAAGAUGGGCCACAACAUCGCCAACUAUCCGCAGGACCUGGACGACAAGAAGAACCUGGAGACGAUCUGCCGGUACUGGGACGACUUCCACGCCUGCACCCUCAUCGCCCUGACGGAUUGCCAGCAGGAAGGGGUGGCCGACGUCUGGGAGAAGCUGAAAGAGAAGUCCAAAAAGCUCGACUACGAGGGCAACCUCUUUGUCCUGUGCGGGAAGAGCAAGGGGGCCUCCUCCUCGGUGGCAGGGCUGGCCUCUUUGGGGGGGCUGGCCCUGGCCCUCUCGGCCGCCUUGGCCACAUGGCUGGCCUUCUAGCGAGCAGCCGCCGCCUGCUUCCCACGAUCACCGCCGACACGCGUCCACCUGGGCCUCCCUCUUCUCUCCUGGGCCUCCACCGACCAAAGGAGGACAAGUCGGCUCCUCUUGGGGUGGAUCGGAACCACAGCCACACAACCACGCAACCACACAAACGGAGGUGCGGCCCGUCGGAAGGAAGGACUCCAGGAGGGAAGAGAAGAGAGGACUGACUCACUGGCCACCCAACACCACGCCACCGAUCUCUCUCUUUCUCUCUUUCUUUUUCAUCCCCUCCUUCUUCAUUCCCUCCUUCCUUCCUUUUGCCUCGGAUGAUGAUGCUUUGCCAAACGCCAACAGCCAAGACCGGACCUCAGCUUGAUGCCUCUGUCCAGACCAAGGUCCUUUGGAGCCUUCCUCCUUCUCUUCCUCCUCCUCCUCCUCCUCCUCCUCUUUCUGUGCGUGAGUGCGUGAGUGUGCAAAAGAAAUCUCAGGAACGGCUUCCAGCCACCACCGAAUACUACUACGACGACUCCUACUACUAGUAAUACUGCUACUAAUAAAAAAGAGGCGUGCA
Sceloporus undulatus (fence lizard) is the source of this 1198-nucleotide messenger RNA. It is a transcript of the gene NRN1, whose product is annotated as neuritin 1. The coding region runs from base 205 to 642 and encodes 145 amino acids. NCBI's taxonomy places the organism in Eukaryota, Metazoa, Chordata, Lepidosauria, Squamata, Phrynosomatidae. Gene Ontology annotation, biological process: nervous system development; neuron projection extension. The record is from RefSeq and is a predicted model, not a curated record. Gene Ontology annotation, cellular component: plasma membrane. The transcript is spliced from 3 exons.